GUUGAACCUCUUCCGGUCGGGGUGAACUCGAGGUUCUGCCUAUGGAUUUGCAAGUCCGCGAUUGUCAAUAGGCACUGUGCAAAUCCCCUUUCCAUCAUCGUGCCAGAUCCGAUAAAGCCCUGCGAAAACGAAGAAGGCUUCCUGCUACUCACUACCUAGCCUCGGUGGCGGGCGGAUAUCCUCUGGCUAUAACCACAUGCGGCAAUGUUCAGGAAACCUAGAGAGAACGUCUCAUCGUCUUCAAUCAAGACAUCACCUGUAACGCCGUCUAUCGGAAGACCCCCGACGCCACCGACCAGCAGCAACGCCGCUCCUCCUCCGCGCUCCAAAUCCACAACCGUCAUGGCAUCCCGCAACAAGGCGCUCACGCCCCGCGCGAAUUCGAAAACCAACAUGUCGUCCGCCGCGAACCGCAGUGCGAAGAAGCCCAGCGCCUCCGCCCCGAAGCCCAAUGGCAACAUCCUCAACUUCUUCAAGAAGGUCGAGAAUCCCCUCAAGGACGAGUCCAUCUUCGUCCCGCGCGGAUCCAAGGAUGUGGUUCCGGCGCGGCCGAGCCCGGAGAUCAUCUUGGAUCCGGAUGUUGAGGAUUUGUAUGCGGAUGAUGAUGCGUUGGAUGGGGCCAGGUUUAAUGAGGUGGGGGGUUCGGUGAAGAGAAGGAAGAUAUUGAGUGGGGAUAUAGCGGUUGAGAAGAUGGGUGAUGAUGGUGGGGAUGUUGGGGUGGAUAUAAGUGCUGCAGUUUGUCCACCUCUGGUUGAGGAAUCGACGGAGACGAAGAAUCCAAAGUCUAAAAAGCCGAAGAGGAGAGGGCCGUUCCUCUCGGAUUCGGAUACUGAGGAUGAGGUUGGCGAUGUGAUAUUGCCAAAGUUCGCUGUGCAGGCGCGAAACAAGGCACUGGACGGGCCGGACAAGCACGAGGAUUUAGGGACCUCGUCGGCGCUUUCAUCGGUAGAACCUUCCGGGUCUGAUGAUCAGGUCACGUUCAAACGUCACAAGAGGGUUCCAAUAGCUAAGGCUCAGGCUAAGUGGGAAGCCCUGCAACCGAAAAAGCGGGCGCAGCCCAAUAUCCAAGUUGCUGUGGAUGAUACAGCGGACGAGUCAACAAACACAGGUAACGACGUUCCCAUUCCGUCGCUGAACAAAGAAGAGACGAGCGUGGAUGAAUGGGGAAAAUUCGACGAUAUAGAAGACUUUCCUGAUGAUGAAUAUGCCGAGGGGGAAGAGUUUAUCGAACGGAAGUGGAUGGAAGAACAAACCCGUCUAGAGGACGAAGGAGUCCAAGAAGAGGAGUUCAAUGGCUUUCCCGAUGAUGAUGAGCUAGGAAAGGGAGCUCCUGGAGAGAGAACAGCGACCUGUCCCAUCUGUGAUUCGGAUCUAGGCGGCAUCACUCCUGAUGAAGCUACGAGACAUGUUAAUGGAUGUUUGGAUGGAAAUCCUAUACCUUUACCUGGACCCAAAACUUCCAAGUCGGGGUCUUCUGAGGUCAAACUCCUGCCUCCGGGGAGCAGCAGUCGGUUCAUAAGGAAAGCCGCAAUACCUAGGCCAGGACAAGCAAGUCCGUUUCAGAUUGGAAACUCGGAUACUACUCAAUCAUCGGCAUUCUCCAAGUUGAUGUCCGGCCAUGCAGAAGAUGCUGCCUGGGCGAGCGCUGCGGCCGCAGAGCAAUCUGCCAGGGGGAAGCCUGCGUAUCAGAGGACGUGUCCAUUCUACAAGAUCAUCCCUGGUUUCUCUAUCUGUGUUGACGCCUUCCGAUAUGGUGCUGUCCAGGGAUGCAAUGCGUAUUUUCUGAGCCAUUUCCAUAGCGAUCAUUACGUCGGCCUCACAUCCUCAUGGUGUCACGGUCCAAUCUACUGCAGCAAGGUCACGGCAAACCUAGUAAAGCAGCAAUUACGAGUUGAUCCCAAAUGGGUCGUGGCUCUGGAUUUCGAGGCACGUUUUGAAGUGCCAGGAACUCAAGGGGUAGCAGUCACCAUGAUACCCGCCAACCACUGCCCAGGCAGCUCCUUAUUCCUCUUCGAGAAAACUGUUGGAAGAGGGGCGAAUCCCAAGAUCCAACGCGUGCUACACUGUGGCGAUUUUCGAGCCUGUCCAGCACACAUCGCUCACCCUCUCCUCAUGCCAGACAUCGUGGAUUCCAUCACUGGCAAGACGAAACAGCAGAAGAUCGACGUCUGCUAUCUUGAUACUACGUACUUGAAUCCUAAGUACUCAUUCCCUUGUCAGGAGGAUGUAGUCAAAGCCUGUGCAGACAUGUGCGUGAGUCUCAAGAGCGAGCGCGCCGAAGAGAAUGACGCAUGGGAAGUGGCCAAGCGUCAACGAGCUGGCAACAUGGCAAAAUUUGUGUCCAAGCCUGAAGAGCCCAACCCGGUCUCCAACCCCAGCAAACCCCGCGGCCGACUCCUCGUCGUCUGCGGCACCUACUCUAUCGGAAAGGAGAAGAUCUGUAUGGGGAUCGCGCGGGCCCUCGACUGCAAGAUCUGGGCGCCGCCAGGCAAGAUGCGCAUCUGCGCGGCGCUCGAAGAUCCAGAGCUCAUGAGCCGCAUGACGGACGAUCCGCGCGAGGCGCAGAUCCAUAUGCAGAUGCUGAUGGAGAUCCGGCCGGAGACAUUGCAGGAGUACUUGCAGAGCUACAAACCGCACUUUAGCCGCGUGGUCGGAUUCCGCCCCAGCGGCUGGAACUACCGGCCUCCUAGUUCCCGCUCGAUCGAUGCAAGCCCCAGCAUCUCCACGAUCCUGCACGCGCCCAACUGGCGCUCCUCCUUCUCGCUCACGGACCUGGUACCGCAGCGCGGCAGCACGAAGCAGGCCAGCUGCUUUGGCGUGCCCUACUCGGAGCACAGCAGCUUCCGCGAGCUGACCAUCUUCGUCUGCGCGCUGCGCAUCGAGAAGGUGAUCCCGACGGUCAACGUGGCGAGCGCGGCGAGCCGGCGGAAGAUGAAGGGCUGGAUCGACAGGUGGCUGAUGGAGCGGCGGAAGGGCGGCGUGGUGCGUGUUGGGGGUGAAGGGGGCGUCAAGUGGUAGGUGGUAGGUGGUGGUGAGUGAAAUGAGGAUCGCUAGUUGAGAGGAAAGUAAGGGUUGGGAUUGCGAUUCCGGAUUGGUUUUGGGAGUCGGGAGUGUUAGAGAGAGGUUAGAUUUAGGUAUGAUUCGAGAUAUAUCAUCAAUCGUAUCACGUUUCCACUC
Molecule: messenger RNA, 3177 nt
Organism: Amorphotheca resinae ATCC 22711
Lineage: Eukaryota; Fungi; Ascomycota; Leotiomycetes; Helotiales; Amorphothecaceae
Exons: 2
Coding region: 205-3018 (937 amino acids)
Biological process (GO): interstrand cross-link repair; protection from non-homologous end joining at telomere; double-strand break repair via nonhomologous end joining
Molecular function (GO): damaged DNA binding; 5'-3' DNA exonuclease activity
Source: RefSeq, a predicted model, not a curated record